AUGUUUGGGACUGGCUACAGAAUCGACGGCCACGAGAACACGGACGUCAUCAAAAACAUCAGCGACAUCGACAUCUAUUACCAAGUUUAUUCGGGCAGCAAGCUGCAGCCUUACACUAGUUUCAAAAUGCUCAAGGCCGGGGAGGAGGAUCGAUUGGUCCGCAACUCCUUUCCUCACCCCAUCUUGCUGUCCCAUUCCCCUCGGAUUUACUACACGCCGGCGAAUGUCGUUGGUUACCAGGAUCUUCAUCAAGUUCCGGACGCCAGGAUCCUUUAUCUUCGAGGAGAUUCUUCCGACAAAAUUGAGUAA
This is a messenger RNA of Bursaphelenchus xylophilus (pine wood nematode), 309 nucleotides long. The record is from the annotation of a GenBank genome assembly. Lineage: Eukaryota; Metazoa; Nematoda; Chromadorea; Rhabditida; Aphelenchoididae.